CGACUUGGGGCCUGAGUCGUCGGAAUUUUCUUCCCCAUAUCUCAUCUCCUGGCCAAUGAAUCCAUAUCUCAUCAGGCUAGCCGGGUUAGUAGGAGUCCUCUUCCUGCACUUCUUUCCACACCAAGCACAAACGAGAGCAAUAGAGAGCUAGAGGUCAAUGGAGGUGGUGAGUGCUUCGCAUGGUGUGUUGGGUCCCCUGCUGGGGAAGCUCACCGGUUUGCUUGCCGAUGAGUGCGCCCGCCUGAAAGGCGUCCGCCGCGAGAUCCGCUCGCUCAAAGCUGAGCUGACAUGCAUGCAUGGCGCGGUCUGCAAGUACACGGCGCUGCAAGAUCCCGACGUCCAGAUGAAGGCGUGGAUAUCCCUGGUGAGGGAGCUGGCGUACGACAUCGAAGAUGUCAUGGACAAGUUCAUCCACCAGCUUGGUAAUGGUGUCCAGCAUCAGCAUGGCUUCAAAGAGUUCUUCCGCAAGACCGCUCGCCGGCUCAAGACGCUAGGCUCUCGUCGUCGAAUCGCCAGCCAAAUCGAUGAUCUAAAGAUUCGCCUCAAGCAGGUAAAAGAGUUGAAGAGUAGUUACAAGCUGGAUGAUAUACCCUGUAGCACCUUUGAGCAUUCAGCCGUGGAUCCCCGCUUGUCUGCUCUUUUUGUUGAGGAAGCACAGCUUGUGGGAAUUGAUGGUCCAAGAGAUGACCUUGUCAAGUGGAUGCUCGAAGAUGAAAAUAGCUCGACCAAGCAUCGCAAGGUGCUGUCCAUCGUUGGCUUUGGUGGGUCAGGGAAAACAACACUGGCCAAGGAGGUCUACCACAAGAUACAGGGACAAUUUCAUUGUCAUGCUUUUGUCUCGGUCUCGCAAAAACCAAAUGUAAAGAAAAUUAUGAAGGAUUUGAUCUUCCAGUUGCCUUGUAAGCAAGAUUUUAAAGAAGGCAUCAACACUUGGGAUGAAGCAAUGUGUAUUAUGAAGCUAAAAAAAUUGUUACAAGAUAAGAGGUACCUCAUUAUUAUUGAUGAUAUAUGGUCCAUAUCAGCAUGGGACGCUAUUAAGUCUGCUUUCCCGGAGAAUGGUUUUUCUAGCAGAAUUAUAGCUACUACACGCAUUGUUGAAGUGGCAAGAUCAUGCUGUCUAGGUGGUAAUGGCCGCAAGUAUGAAAUGGAAGCCCUAAGUAAUAUCCACUCUGAAAGACUGUUUUUCAAAAGAAUAUUUGGUUCCGAGGAUGGCUGCCCUGAUGUGCUAAAAGAUGUUUCAGAAAAAAUAAUGAAGAAAUGUGGAGGCCUCCCAUUGGCAAUUAUCAGUAUAUCAAGUUUAUUGGCAAACAGAUCGAUGGUCAAAGAUGAGUGGGAGAGGGUCAAAAGGUCAAUUGGUUCUGCCUUGGAUAAAAAACAAAGCUUAGAUGGAAUGAAUAGCAUACUAUCCCUUAGCUACAAUGAUCUUUCACCUAAUCUUAAGACUUGUUUGAUAUAUUUAAGUAUAUAUCCUGAGGAUUAUGUGAUUGAGAGAGAUAUUUUAGUGAGGCAAUGGAUAGCAGAAGGCUUUAUCUCUGAAGAGCGCGGACAGACCAAACAAGAGGUUGCCGAGAACCGCUUCUAUGAGCUAAUAAACAAAAGUAUGGUCCAACCAGUUGAGAUUGGCUAUGAUGGAAAGGCUCGUGCUUGUCAAGUCCAUGACAUGAUGCUCGAGCUCAUUAUUAUGAAAUCGGUUGAAGAUAACUUCAUCUCUUUGGCAGGGCAUGGUCAAACUAAUUUGUCAAAGGGUGAUGGUCUUAUUCGGCGACUAUCAGUCCAGCAAAUUGAUAAAGAGCUUGCAUCUAUAUUGGAAAAUGAAGAUCUAAGCCAUAUACGAUCUCUGACAAUGAUAGGAUCAACUUGCAUCAGACACUUUCCUUGGCUUGCUCGGUUUGAAGCAUUGCGUGUACUGGAUUUUAAAGAUUGUAAGAGUUUGCACGAGUAUCAUAUUGAUGGUAUAGAUAAACUUUUCCAGCUGAAGUACCUGAGCUUGAGGGGCACUGACAUGUCCAACCUACCAUCAGGAAUUGUGAGGCUAUAUGGUCUAGAGACGCUAGAUCUUAGAGAUACAAAUAUAACAAAAUUGCCCACUGGAAUUAUUCAGCUCGUUAAGCUACAACAUCUACUCACUGCAAGAGAUCCAGAAUCCAAUGAUAAUCCUUGCGGUAGAAUGAAGAUACCAAAUGGGAUUGGAAAUAUGCGGAAUUUACAGGUGAUCUCGGGCUUUAAUAUUACCGACAGUUCAUUAUAUACAAUCGAGGAACUGGGGAACCUGACCCAUUUGAAAGAACUCCAUGUACAGUUUGAUGGUGGUCGGUGGCAUGAAGAGAUGUUACUCUCCUCACUAUGCAAGCUUGGUAGCAGCAAACUUCAGUCUUUACGGAUAUACUCUAAUUAUUCAACACCCCUCCAGUUCUUAGAUUCCUGGUCACCUCUGCCAUACAACCUCCAAGUAUUUCGGAUGAGCACUGACUACUAUUUACCGAAGAUGCCAAAGUGGAUCGUACCAGCACUCGACAGUCUUGCAUAUCUGGACAUUAAUUUGAUUGAAGUAACAGAAGAGGGUCUGCGGAUACUUGGAGAGAUUCCUGCCUUACUUUGUCUGAAUUUAUCAAUCAGCAGUGUCCAAAAAGAAAGGCUGGCCAUACAAGGCAUUGGAUUCCCGUGUUUGAAGGAAUUCUGCAUUAUUCGUGCAACCCAUUGUGCAAGUGCAAUUUACUUGACGUUUGAAGAAGGAGCAAUGCCAAAGCUGGAGAAGCUUGAGCUGCCGAUGUUUAUUUCAGUGGCAGAAGCCUAUGGGUUCUAUUUGGGUCUUGGCCACCUCCCAUGUUUGAGAGAUGCCAGAGUUACGCGUUGUGAAGAUUAUGACACACCUUACCAAAGCAAAGCUACAGUUACCGCUAUAAGGGAGGAGGCAAAUAGCCAUCCCAAUCAUCCCAGGCUAUCUUUCUGGGACUAAAUGAAAGAGAACUAGCAGCCAGGGAAUCAUUAUAUCAUAGCAUUUUAGUAGGAAUGCAAGAGACGAUCUUCAAUUUAAUGCAAGUCUGUGAUGGUGUGCUGCUGCCUUGAUUGGAAUGUUGUGGUGAUGCCUGAACCCUGAAGCUAUCGUUCCUUUUGCCUUCCAGAUGGGAGUACCUGUCGGUGGAAACUCAAAUAAAGCCAUCAUUCCUUUUGGUUUUCUAGAACUCUUGUAUUCUUGUAUCAGAUGUUGUUGCAGUUAUUACUACUGUUAAGAAUUAAGUUCACCUCUAGGUGAAGUUUCGCUGUUGUGUACGUACUCAAGUACUGGUGUGUAAUUUAAUUGAUGUGUUGUUCAUUAAGCUAAGAUGAAAUGUUGAGAGAUGUGC
Molecule: messenger RNA, 3344 nt
Organism: Triticum aestivum (bread wheat)
Lineage: Eukaryota; Viridiplantae; Streptophyta; Magnoliopsida; Poales; Poaceae
Product: disease resistance protein Pik-2
Exons: 3
Coding region: 158-2956 (932 amino acids)
Biological process (GO): defense response to other organism
Molecular function (GO): ADP binding
Source: RefSeq, a predicted model, not a curated record